AUGUUCCUUGACAAAAUAAAACCAACUACAGAAAUAAACGACGCAAGACUGAAAGAUUGGGUAAAAGCUUUCCCGUUCACAAAAGAUAUAAUUGGUAACAUGGAAAGAAAACCAGAAUGGCUACAAAAACAUAUAUUUGGAAACGAGCUUAUUCCAUAUGGACAGGCACUGUUUGAAGAGCUUGAACCGGAAACUCAGGAAAGAGUCAUGCAAACAAUACGCAAAGACUCAAAUACAAACUAUGACAAACUCUUUCUAGGAUAUAGGUUACCUGAGAUGGGCGACCAGAGCCCAAAGGCAAAAAGGACAUGGGAAAUUUACAACAUACUAGGUGAACAUGAGGCAAAGAUGCAACAACUUGAAGCAGAGGGCAAUGAAGGAAAAAGAAGAGUUAAAAACUCAGUCAGGAAGAAAGUAAAGCUUGGUCCACGUGGGUUCUAUUAUGGCAUAUAA
Messenger RNA from Trichomonas vaginalis G3, 453 nucleotides. Its product is annotated as protein of unknown function, DUF4106 family. NCBI's taxonomy places the organism in Eukaryota, Parabasalia, Trichomonadida, Trichomonadidae. The record is from RefSeq and is a predicted model, not a curated record. The transcript has a single exon. The coding region runs from base 1 to 453 and encodes 150 amino acids.